AUGCGGCUCCUAGAAAGAGGCGAUACCGGCGAGCUCCACUUAACGAACCCGAUUCCGAAUGACGCGAUCCCCGAGAUCCCCCGUUACGCGAUCCUUUCACACACAUGGGGCGACGAGGAGGUCUCCUUCGAAGACAUGGCGGACGGUACAGCCAAGAAAAAAGCAGGCUAUGCUAAGAUGCAGUUCUGCGGAGAUCAAGCUUGGCUCGAUGGGCUCAAAUACUUUUGGGUUGACACGUGCUGCAUCAACAAGUCCGACAAAGUCGAGCUUGAGCACGCUCUCAACUCCAUGUUUCGCUGGUACCGUGAAGCAGCCAAAUGCUAUGUCUAUCUCGCGGACGUCCCAGCCAAAGAGCAUAGUGCCAACAGUAACGGUAGCUUGGAACUGGCUUUUCAGAAAUGCAGAUGGUUCACCCGUGGAUGGACACUGCAAGAGCUUAUUGCUCCAACCAUCAUUGAGUUCUACUCUAAGGAGCGCGAGCGCCUGGGAGACAAGAAGUCAUUGGAAGAAGAACUACACGCCAUAACUGGGAUCCCUCUGAAAGCUCUCCAGGGAAGCCCUCUGUCUGAUUUCAGUGUCCCUGAACGAAUGACGUGGAUGGACAAGCGAGACACAAAGUAUGAGGAAGAUAAGGUGUACGCUUUAUUCGGCAUCUUUGACGUACACAUACCGGUUAUCUACGGCGAAGGAUUGCAGAAGGCACUGAAGCGGCUACGAGACAAGAUCAAUGAGGAUUACCUCUGCUUGGCAAAGUUAUGGCCCACAGACCCGCGGGACCCGCGUGACGAGAAGGAGCGCAUUGAGUUAGAAAAAGGUGGCCUGCUGGUUGACGCUUACCGCUGGGUCUUCGACAACUCCGACUUUAACCGAUGGCGCGACUCUCCAGAGUCCCGCCUGCUCUGGAUCAAGGGCGACCCUGGCAAAGGCAAGACCAUGUUGCUCUGUGGCAUCAUCAACGAGCUAGAGCAACCCAUCACUACUAACGCGCAGUUGCCGUGCUACGAGGGCUGAUUUACCUCCUUGCUCGGCGGCAACCCCGGUUCCUCUUACAUUUGCCAGAGAAUACAUACGCUUCUGACGACGCAAUGGCAUGGGUAGUUUUAUCGAAGGUUUUCCGGCAGCUGUUACAAGACCCGAACUUGAAGCAAACUUACCUAGUCAUUGACGCACUUGACGAGUGCGCCACUGGCUUGCCGGAACUUCUCAAACUAGUCACCCAGAUAUCAUCUUCCCGCGUCAAAUGGGUUGUCUCUAGUCGCAACUUACCUCAUAUUGAGGAGCAAUUAGUUGGCGUCGCUCAAAAUUACAAGCUCAGCCUCGAGCUGAACGCCGAGUCCCUUAAUACUGCCGUCAGCGCAUAUAUCCGCUACAAAGUCCGAGACCUAUCGGAUAAGAAACACUACGACAAGAAAACAAAAAGGCU
Messenger RNA from Lasiosphaeria miniovina, 1423 nucleotides. RefSeq lists its product as uncharacterized. The coding region runs from base 1 to 1011 and encodes 336 amino acids. NCBI's taxonomy places the organism in Eukaryota, Fungi, Ascomycota, Sordariomycetes, Sordariales, Lasiosphaeriaceae. The record is from RefSeq and is a predicted model, not a curated record. The transcript has 2 exons.